GUAUUCCACGCGGUUCCAACUCCACUCGCCGGUCGUGGUUGCUAAGGUACGCAAGCAAGAAAAAACGCAGCACCGCUCCGCACCGCUUCUCGGCCUUCCUCCAGUCACGGGCCGCAAUACCGCUCGCCACUCGCCCGCCGUGUGCACAGCGAAACCACAACGGUGUCGUCAUCCAUCGCGUGCUCGGCGUGUCGCGUUCGUAACUUGGUUAAAAGGUGUUGUUCCGGCCACCAGCGCGCCAGUCGCCGCUAGUCAGGUUUCGGCAUUCCGCGUGUACACGACGCGUGCACAUCCAUCUCUUGUCGUGCGUGCUACAUACCGCGUAGAAAGCGGAUCUUCGGUGCUUCAACAUCUCCACGAAGAAGAAGAAGUUCAACAGCACACCGGCAUCAUGCAGUACACGCAGGUGACGAUGCCCAACUACUCGUACAUCUUCAACUUCGAGUCGGAGUUCAAGCAUCAACACACACGAACAUGGAUGGAAACCAAUUGGACACUCGCCUUCUACUAUGUGGGUCUGUACAUGGUGCUUAUCUUCGGCGGGCAGCACUGGAUGCAAAGCCGUCCCCGGUUCGAGUUACGCGGCGUGCUCGUUUGCUGGAACACGGCGCUGGCGAGUUUUAGUCUAAUGGGAGCAAUGCGCACCGUGCCGGAGUUUAUCACGACCAUAACCCACCAUGGCCUCUACCAUUCGGUGUGCAUACCAUCAUUCAUCGAACAAGACAAGGUAUCUGGCUUCUGGACGUGGAUGUUUGUCCUGAGUAAAUUACCCGAAUUAGGCGACACGUUGUUCAUCGUGCUGCGCAAGCAGCCGUUGAUCUUCCUCCACUGGUACCAUCACAUCACCGUCCUGCUGUAUUCGUGGUUCAGCUACACGCAAUACACCUCCAGCGCGCGCUGGUUUAUUGUAAUGAAUUACUGCGUGCAUUCGGUGAUGUACUCGUAUUAUGCACUGCGCGCGAUGGGUUACAGCCCACCGCGGCAAUUCGCCAUGGUGAUUACCUCACUGCAGCUGCUGCAGAUGGUCGUCGGCUGCGCGGUGAAUCUAUGGGCGCGUCAACUCCUGCAGGCCGGCACUGAAUGCCACGUGUCGGACAUCAAUGUGAAGCUGUCAAUCGCGAUGUACUUCAGCUACUUCGUGCUCUUCGCACGCUUCUUCUACAAAGCAUACUUCUCCGGUGAUCGAAGGAAGAAGGCCAAGAAUGCGCCGGUGACAGCCGAAUAUCCGCUGCUCAAGUCAAAGGCGCAAUAAAUGCCCACGCAUUUAUAAUCGAAUCGAUUGCAAGCAAUUUUGUGAUUACGAUGCAUUUCGGUUUGCUCGGCGGGAUACGCGAAUAAUCGGCUGGUAACGACCCGCUGUUGUUGUAGUCAGGCAAACACUAAUCUAUUAUUUAUAAACUAGGAGGUAAACGGACACGCGGACGAAACAAACAAGACACAACAGACACACAUUUCUUGGGUGAUGGAAAGUUACCGCAUUGCAAACGUUGUUACUAGAGCGCGUUCGUAAUAUUUUAAGAGUUACUCUAGCUGUAAUCUGAAAUAUCAUUAAACUACUACUAAAAAUUAAGUACUAGGUACAAAAAAACCAAACACAAACUCACUCACUUUGAAUUCAUUUCAUUCGAGAAUUGAAAUUCCAGUGUGAUUGGAAAAGGAGCCGUGCGUUUAAUUGAAAGUCAACGCGUUAAUGCGUUCAAUAUGUAGGUUGUAAGUGAAAUGAGCGGCAGGAAACGCAAAACAGCAAGAGAAACAACCUUCAAAACCAUUCAAUUUUGAGAGCCGGGAAUGUACAUUUCUGAACUUGAACUUCAACUUGAUUCACAGUUAUUUCAAUAACUAUUAUUAACACACAAGAAGAAGCUCAUCUUGUCACAACAAGUUGUAGAAGGUUACUUAGUCAGUUAGCUCAAUGUAAAACCGAGAAAUAUUGGUAUAAGUGUAAUAAGUGUGUUGAUUAAUGAGUUUAAUUUAAUAAUUUCGAAAAGAAAGUGUUUUUUUGCGAGAAGGUUGUGUUACACUUAUACCGAGAAAUAAUUUUUAAGUAAAAUUGUAAAGUGGAACAUUCCUACAAAUACACUAUCUGCAACACACAUUUUCACGACACGAUUUGUCAAGUGUACAAUUUGCAUAGGGUAAUAAUUGAUUUUUGACUCGAGACAACAAACUAGGAGAAAUUGCGAGUCAACAAAAGUAUCUGUCAAACAGAUCAUGUACUAAAUAUGUAGUGAAACUAAAUGCAGAAAUGUGUGGCUUGAAAUAUGCAUUUUUUUAAAGUAAUACGAUGAUGAUGUGUACCUAAGUACGAGUAAUGUGGGGAUUACAAUAUUGUGAUGUAUUAAUUUUUAUUUAAUAUAAAUUUUGAAUUAUGUUUUCGUUA
This is a messenger RNA of Dalotia coriaria, 2380 nucleotides long. It is a transcript of the gene Baldspot, whose product is annotated as elongation of very long chain fatty acids protein baldspot. Gene Ontology annotation, molecular function: fatty acid elongase activity. Bases 392 to 1252 code for a protein of 286 amino acids. Gene Ontology annotation, cellular component: endoplasmic reticulum membrane. The transcript has a single exon. The record is from RefSeq and is a predicted model, not a curated record. NCBI's taxonomy places the organism in Eukaryota, Metazoa, Arthropoda, Insecta, Coleoptera, Staphylinidae. Gene Ontology annotation, biological process: sphingolipid biosynthetic process; very long-chain fatty acid biosynthetic process; fatty acid elongation, monounsaturated fatty acid.